AAACCUAUUCUAAGAAAUCAGACACUCAGGCGUCCACCAUGGUGUUGGGUCCUGAGCAGAAGAUGGCAGAUGAUGAUGCUUCUGGAGACCAUGGGGACUCUCCCAGUCUUGGUACCCUCAACCCUGCCUACAGUAACUCAUCUCUUCCCCAGUCAACUGAGCACUCACAGGAGCCCUUUACCACCUACUUUGAUGAGAAAAUUGCCAUUCCUGAGGAGGAGUAUUCUUGUUUUAGUUUUCGUAAACUCUGGGCUUUCACGGGACCUGGCUUUCUUAUGAGCAUUGCCUACUUGGAUCCAGGAAAUAUUGAAUCUGAUUUGCAGUCUGGAGCAGUGGCUGGAUUUAAGUUGCUUUGGGUUCUUCUCUUGGCCACCAUCGUGGGGCUCCUGCUCCAGCGCCUUGCAGCUCGGCUGGGAGUGGUCACGGGGCUGCAUCUUGCUGAAGUGUGUCACCGUCAGUACCCGAAGGUCCCACGAAUUAUCCUAUGGCUGAUGGUGGAGUUGGCUAUCAUUGGCUCAGAUAUGCAAGAAGUUAUUGGCUCAGCCAUUGCCAUCAAUCUCCUGUCUGUAGGAAGGGUUCCUCUGUGGGGUGGAGUUCUCAUCACGAUUGCAGAUACCUUCGUAUUUCUCUUCUUGGACAAAUAUGGCUUACGGAAGCUAGAAGCAUUUUUUGGCUUUCUCAUCACCAUUAUGGCCCUCACAUUUGGAUAUGAGUAUGUUACAGUGAAACCCAGCCAGAGCCAGGUACUCAAGGGCAUGUUCCUGCCAUCCUGUUCAGGCUGUCACACCCCACAGAUUGAGCAGGCAGUGGGCAUCGUGGGAGCUGUCAUCAUGCCACACAAUAUGUAUCUGCAUUCUGCAUUAGUCAAGUCCAGACAGAUAAACCGAGCCAAUAAGCAGGAAGUUCGAGAAGCUAAUAAGUACUUUUUCAUUGAAUCCUGCAUUGCUCUCUUUGUUUCCUUCAUCAUCAACGUCUUUGUCGUCUCAGUCUUUGCAGAAGCAUUUUUUGAAAAAACCAACGACCAGGUGGUAGCAGUCUGCAGAAACAGCAGCAGUCCCCACUCUCACCUUUUUCCUGAUGAUAACUCAACAUUGGCUGUGGACAUCUACAAAGGGGGUGUUGUACUGGGAUGUUACUUUGGGCCUGCUGCACUCUACAUCUGGGCGGUGGGGAUCCUGGCCGCAGGACAGAGCUCCACCAUGACAGGAACCUAUUCUGGCCAGUUUGUCAUGGAGGGAUUUCUGAACCUAAGAUGGUCACGUUUUGCCCGAGUAAUUCUGACUCGCUCUAUUGCCAUCAUCCCCACUCUGCUUGUUGCCAUCUUCCAGGAUGUCGAGCAUCUGACAGGGAUGAAUGACUUCCUGAAUGUGCUGCAGAGCUUACAGCUUCCCUUUGCUCUGAUACCCAUCCUCACAUUUACGAGCUUACGGCCAGUAAUGAAUGACUUUGCCAAUGGACUAGGCUGGAGGAUUGCAGGCGGGAUCUUGGUCCUUAUCGUCUGUUCCAUCAACAUGUACUUUGUCCUGGUUUAUGUCCAGGAACUAGGGCAUGUGGCAUUGUAUGUGGUAGCUGCUGUGGUCUCUGUGGCUUAUCUGAGCUUUGUGUUUUACUUGGGUUGGCAAUGUUUGAUUGCAUUGGGCAUGUCCUUCCUGGACUGUGGGCACACGGAGGUUGGUUAUAGAAAAAGAUGGUAGCACUUAUGAACUGACAUUCUCAUGAGAUUUUGGAAUGAGGAGAAAAGACUUAAGGAAAGAAGAGUCAUCUGUUUUAUUCCUAAAAGACACCUCCUACCAGAAUUGUCAUGGUUUUCCGAAGCAUGCCCAAGACAACUUGCAAGGCAAUCUCAGGAGCUGUGGACAUAACAGUUGCAAAGCUCUUUCUCUCUCAGCAAGUCAGUGGGACUCACUAUGGUUGAAAGUUCUCUCUCAGCAAGGUUGCACUGGGCUACCUCUCUUCAGCCAUUCCCUCAGAGGGAAAAGCUUUGAGACCAGAUGGUGGAGCUCUGGAGUCAGAGGACAUGGGUCCCUUCGGCCUGAAGCCGCUGCUCUUCAGCCACUUCUGACUUUUUUUUUUACCUGUGGAGCCUGGGAUUAUAUGAUUAUAUCAAAUCAAAUCAAAUCACAUUUGUUUGGUGGAGAUAAAUAACAGGUCUGUUAGAACCAUGGACUUGUUGAGAACAUUAAUGGGAGUGGCAUUGAAGGACUUCUCAUUUUUGGAGCUUUCCAUCUGGAGUCCUGGUUGAUUGAUACUUUGUAUUCAUCUGAGCCCCUCAAUGCAUUAUUGCUAACAUUUUGCACACAGUCGAGCACAGACUGGGUGGAUUAUCUUUUAUAAGGCAUUAAGGAUAAACUGCUGUGUUUCACUGACGGUACCUUAUCUUAGCCCCUUAAUAGGGCACACGAUCAUGAAGGAGAAAUUUCCCUAACUGUCCCUCCUCACAUCUGCCCCUCUCCCUGUCAUCAUUCCCCAAACAUCCUAAGGGUAUUCUGUGAAGAUCCCGGGGACUGACCUCUUGGUCUCUCAUCUGGCUGUACCAGGUGAAGGCAAAAUUGACAAGAAAAAGUCUUUGUAAAGACAGUACGAUAACACUACCUUUGCCCUGAGUCUGGAUGGAUCCAGUCAGUCUCAGAUUCACAAUAUUUAGAAGUUUAGGUAAAGCUGCUUGUUUUCUUUUAAAAGUUUUGUUUAUGACUUAUGGUGAUGGAAAAUUUCUUCCCAGUUAAAUGGCAUUUUAUAAUACUAUGUGUGUAGUGUUUCACAGUGUUAAAGAUACUCCCAUACCAUCUUCCAUUUGAUCCCAUCAGAAAGAAAAUGUACUUCAGCCAGUACUCUGGGUGCAAUAAACCAUGCUUAUGAAGUGUCCCAGUGUCCACACGUGCAGUGUUUCUGUGGAAUGUUAAGGGUAUACACUUGUACUUUAUGUAAAGUGGUCCUUGUUCUCCAUAAAUGUGACAUGAAAUAAUUGUGCUUUUACUGCACACCGGGAGUUAACGGGUGGGGAAGAGAUGUAGUUUGGCUCCUGUGAGGUCCCGCUAGUGGUAUUACAAGUGGUUAUAACUGAGCUUUUGGUGCCCACUUAACAGUAUGUAAACUUGGUUUGUAAUUAAAAUUUUUUUCCUUUCCCUA
Canis lupus familiaris (dog) is the source of this 3126-nucleotide messenger RNA. RefSeq names its product solute carrier family 11 member 2 (gene SLC11A2). The record is from RefSeq and is a predicted model, not a curated record. Gene Ontology annotation, biological process: metal ion transport. Gene Ontology annotation, molecular function: iron ion transmembrane transporter activity; manganese ion transmembrane transporter activity; cadmium ion transmembrane transporter activity. NCBI's taxonomy places the organism in Eukaryota, Metazoa, Chordata, Mammalia, Carnivora, Canidae. The transcript has 16 exons. Gene Ontology annotation, cellular component: plasma membrane. Bases 39 to 1694 code for a protein of 551 amino acids.